Messenger RNA from Lucilia sericata (common green bottle fly), 7187 nucleotides. RefSeq names its product protein sidekick (gene sdk). Gene Ontology annotation, biological process: cell-cell adhesion. The record is from RefSeq and is a predicted model, not a curated record. NCBI's taxonomy places the organism in Eukaryota, Metazoa, Arthropoda, Insecta, Diptera, Calliphoridae. Gene Ontology annotation, molecular function: protein binding. The transcript is spliced from 13 exons. The coding region runs from base 138 to 6356 and encodes 2072 amino acids.
CCGUUGGUGAUUUUUCAUCCAGUCAAUAUCUACGUAUAUUGAAUACACAGCGGGAGGAUGCCGGCAGUUAUAAAUGCAUUGCUAAAAAUGAUGCCGGCUCAAUAUUUAGUGAAAAAAUUGAUGUUGUCGUUGCCCAUAUGGGUACAUUUAAUAAUAUAACAGAAGGCCGUUUAACAGUAGUUUCUGGCCAUCCUGCCAUAUUUGAUUUGCCUGCCAUCGACUCAACACCAGUACCAUCGGUGAUGUGGCAAACGGUUGAGGGUCCCUUAAAUUAUGACAUUAAAUAUGCCUUCACAAAAGCCAAUCAAUUGAUAAUACUCAGCACCGAUGAAGUUGAUCGCCGGGCAUAUCGUGCACGUGCCAUAAACACCCAAUUGGGCAAGGAGGAGAACAGUGCCUUCAUACACUUGAAUGUCAGUGGUGAUCCAUAUAUUGAGGUGCCACCGGAAAUUAUUGUACAUCCGCAGGAUAUGAAAUUGAAACGUGGCGAACAAGUUGCUGAAUUGCAAUGCAUUGCAAAUGCACGACCAUUGCAUGAAUUGGAAACGUUAUGGUUUAAAGAUGGCAUACCAAUUGAAAAUGCUGAAAUUGCCCAUACACUCAAUGAUCCAUGGAAUCGUUCGUUGGCCUUAUUGUCAGUCAAUCUAACGCAUUCCGGUGAAUACUCAUGUCAAGUGCGUUUACGUAGCGGUGGUUAUAAGAUAUUAACGGCAAAGGCAAAUAUUGAAAUCUUAGAGCCACCUUCAUUUUUCACCCAAAUGCGACAGGAAACAUUUGGUGAUUUAGGUGCAUUGGUAACGCUCCCCUGUGAUGUUAUUGGUGAUCCACAACCAUCGGUGACGUGGUUUCGAAAUGCUGAACCCAUCGAUUAUCAACAUGAUAAAUUUUCCCUAUCAGAUGAUAAUUCUCUACACAUAAAACGACUUGCAAUCGAUGAUUCAGCAAUGUUUCAGUGUUUAGCUGUUAAUGAGGCUGGUGAGAAAUCAGCCUACACCUGGUUGAGGGUAAAAACCUCAGCACCAGUUUUGGAACAGCCACCACAGAAUGUAACCGCUUUAGAUGGCAAAGAUGCUACCAUUUCAUGCCGUGCUAUUGGUGCACCAAAUCCAAAUAUCACUUGGAUUUAUAACGAAACACAACUUGUUGAGAUUUCGAGUCGUGUACAAAUACUGGAAUCUGGAGAUUUAUUAAUAUCAAACGUACGCGAAUCUGAUGCUGGUCUUUACACUUGUGUUCGUUCAAAUGAAGCCGGCACUGUUAAUGGUGAAGCUUAUUUGGGUGUUUUGGUGCGAACACAAAUCAUACAGCCACCAGUUGACACUACUGUUCUUUUGGGCCUAACCGCAUCGUUGCAGUGUAAAGUCUCUAGUGAUCCAACAGUACCGUAUAAUAUCGAUUGGUAUCGCGAAGGUCAUCCAACAGCCAUUAGUAAUUCUCAGCGCAUUGGUGUACAAUCGGAUGGUACUUUAGAGAUACAAGCUGUAAGAGCUUCGGAUGUUGGCACCUAUUCAUGUGUCGUAACCUCACCGGGUGGCAAUGAAACGCGGUCGUCACGUUUAAGUGUCAUUGAACUGCCAUUUCCACCAGCUAACGUAAAGGCAACACGUCUAGAGACACCCGAACAACGAGCCAUAAAUGUAUCAUGGACACCGGGUUUUGAUGGCAACAGUCCAAUAUCCAAGUUUAUCAUACAAAGGCGUGAAGUAUCCGAAUUAGGUCCUGUUCCAGAUCCUCUAUUAAAUUGGAUUACCGAACUAAGUAAUGUAUCGGCGGAACAUCGUUGGAUUUUAUUACGCAAUUUAAAAGCAGCGACAGUUUAUCAAUUUCGUGUUAGUGCUGUGAAUCGAGUUGGUGAAGGUUCUCCCUCUGAACCAAGUAAUAUUGUGGAAUUACCACAGGAAGCUCCCUCUGGACCUCCAGUUGGAUUUGUGGGUUCUGCUCGUUCACAAUCGGAAAUUAUUACACAGUGGCAACCGCCAUUGGAAGAACAUCGUAAUGGCCAGAUUUUGGGUUAUAUUAUACGUUAUCGUUUAUAUGGUUAUAACAAUGUACCCUGGAUGUAUCAAAAUAUUACUAAUGAGGCUCAAAGAAAUUACUUGAUACAAGAAUUGAUAACCUGGAAGGAUUAUGUGGUACAAAUUGCUGCCUACAAUAAUAUGGGUGUUGGUGUUUACAAUGAAGGUGCUAAGAUUAAAACAAAAGAAGGUGUACCUGAAGCUCCCCCUACAAACGUUAAAGUACAAGCCAUCAAUUCAACUGCUGUUAGAGUUAGUUGGACACCUCCAAACCCUCAACAAAUUAAUGGUAUAAAUCAAGGCUAUAAAAUACAGGCUUGGCGUUAUCAAGCUAUAGACGGUGAAGACCGGGAAAUUGAGGAAAGAAUGAUAACAGUACCACCUAGUUUGCUGGAUCCCUUAGCGGAACAGACCGCUAUACUCAAUGGUUUAGAGAAAUUUCAGGAUUAUAAUAUAACUGUAUUAUGUUUUACCGAUCCAGGCGAUGGUGUCAGAAGUUUCCGUGUGCCCGUUAAAACUAAAGAAGAUGUGCCAGAUGAAAUAACAGCUUUACAUUUUGAUGAAGUUUCCGAUAGAUCUGUAAAGGUUUUAUGGGCUCCACCGAAAAAUAUUAAUGGUAUUUUGACGGGUUAUACAGUUCGUCAUCAGGUUAAAGAUCGUCCCGAAACUAUGAAGUCAGUAAAUCUUACUGCUGAGGACACACAAUUAGUAGUGAAUCAAUUACAAGCUACUACCCAUUAUUGGUUUGAAAUAAGGGCUUGGACACGUAUUGGAGGUGGUCCUCCUAAAACGGCUACUAUACAAUCUGGCGUUGAACCCGUUCUACCUGAACCUCCUACAAAUCUAGCUCUAUCUAAUAUUGAAGCUUUCUCUGUAGUUUUGCAAUUUACCCCAGGUUUUGAUGGCAACUCCUCAAUAACUAAAUGGAAAGUGGAGGCUCAAACAGCUAGAAACUUAACAUGGUUUACAGUUUGCGAAAUAUCUGAUCCAGAUGCAGAAACUUUAACCGUAACCGGUCUUACACCAUUUACCCAAUAUCGCUUACGUUUAAGUGCUACCAAUGUAGUAGGUACGUCAAAAGCUUCAGAACCUACCAAAGAUUUCCAAACAAUACAGGCCCGACCAAUGCAUCCACCAUUUAAUGUGACAGUAAGAGCUAUGUCAGCCACACAGUUAAGAGUACGUUGGAUACCUUUACAACAAACUGAGUGGUUUGGUAAUCCACGUGGUUAUAACAUUACUUAUAAGCAAAUUGAAAGUGAAAAUAGAAUUAUACCCAAGAGUGUGCUUAUAGAAGAUCACACUGCCAAUUCUCAUGUUUUGGAAAGUCUUGAAGAAUGGACGGUAUAUGAAAUUGUCAUGAAUGCUUGUAAUGAUGUGGGUUGUUCGCGUGAUAGUGCAACGGCUGUAGAAAGAACUCGGGAGGCUGUACCAUCAUAUGGACCUUUGGAUGUUCAAGCCAAUGCUACAUCCUCCACCACCAUUGUAGUUAGAUGGGGUGAAGUGCCGAAGCAACAUCGAAAUGGACAAAUUGAUGGUUUUAAAGUGUUUUACGCUGCUACAAAUCGUGGAGGGCAUGUUUUACAUAAAACCAUAUCAAACAAUAGUUCAUUUACAACAACAUUGACAGAAUUGAAUAAGUUUGUCAUAUACCACAUACAGGUAUUGGCAUUCACAAGACUAGGAGAUGGUGCUUUAAGUACCCCACCUGUUAGGGUACAAACAUUCGAAGAUACUCCAGGUGCCCCCUCGAAUGUUAGUUUUCCAGAUGUAUCAUUUUCAACGGCGCGUAUUAUUUGGGAUGUUCCUGAAGAUCCCAAUGGUGAAAUAUUAGCCUAUCAAGUUACUUACUCAUUGAACGGUAGCUCGAAUUUAAACUAUAGUAGAGAAUUUUCACCAUCCGAUCGUACUUUCCGCGCUACCCAACUUUUAGCAGAGCGUUAUUAUAUAUUCAGUGUUACAGCUCAAACAAGAUUAGGAUGGGGUAAAACCGCUUCGGUAUUAGUUUAUACAACAAAUAAUCGUGAGAGACCACAACCGCCCUCAAUGCCCCAAAUAUCUAGAUCACAAAUACAAGCACACCAGAUAACAUUUAGUUGGACACCAGGCAGAGACGGUUUUGCACCUUUAAGAUACUACACUGUACAAAUGCGUGAAAAUGACGGACCCUGGAGUCUUUUACCGGAGCGAGUAGAUCCUACACUAACCUCAUAUACCGCUACAAAUCUAAAGCCUCAUACUACCUAUCAAUUUCGUAUACAAGCCACCAAUGAUUUGGGACCAUCUGCAUUUAGUAGAGAAAGUAUUGUAGUGCGUACUCUAUCUGCUGCUCCUUCGGUAUCAGUUACCAAUCUUAAAGUAGUUCCCAUAACUACUACAUCAGUGCGGGUACAAUGGAAUGCUUUAGAAACAUCUAUGUGGAAUGGUGAUGCCACUACGGGAGGAUAUCGCAUACUCUAUCAACAACUCUCAGAUUUUCCUACUGCUUUGCAAACUACUCCCAAAACAGAUGUUAUGGGUAUUAAUGUUAAUUCGGUAGUUUUAUCCGAUCUUCAGCAAGAUCGUAAUUACGAAAUUGUUGUGCUACCAUUUAAUUCCCAAGGACCAGGACCUGCUACACCACCUGUAGCAGUAUAUGUAGGAGAAGCUGUACCCACAGGAGAACCAAGAGCUGUAGAUGCUGCCCCAAUUUCAAGUACUGAAGUACGUUUAAGAUGGAAACCCCCUAAGCAAAGUAUGCAAAAUGGUGAUCUCUUGGGUUACAAAAUAUUCUAUUUAGUAACAGAUUCUCCACAAGAACUAGAGGAUGGUAAAACAUGGGAAGAAGAAAUUGAGGUAGUUUCGGCCACUGCUACUUCUCACAGUUUAGUGUUUUUAGAUAAAUUUACUGAAUAUCGUAUACAAAUCUUGGCAUUUAAUCCUGCUGGUGAUGGACCUAGAUCAUCACCUAUUACGGUCAAAACAUUGCAAGGUCUUCCCAGUGCUCCACAAAAUUUAAGAUUUGAAGAUAUUACUAUGCAAUCCUUAAAAGUUUCCUGGGAUGCACCCAAAUUCAAAAAUGGUGAAAUUUUGGGAUAUUUAGUUACAUACGAGACUACAGAGGAAAAUGAGAAAUUCAGUAAACAAGUUAAACAAAAGGUUUCUGGUACCAGCUUAAUGGUACAAAAUCUGGAAGAAGAAGUCACCUAUACAUUUACCGUCCGUGCACAAACUAUUGAUUAUGGACCAGCGGUUAGUGAGAAUGUGACAACUGGUCCUCAGGAGGGUUCUCCGGUUGCACCUAGAGACUUAAUAUUAUCUAAAACAUUAUCCAGUGUAGAAAUGCACUGGUUAAAUGGACCGUCAGGUCGUGGACCCAUAUUGGGUUAUUAUAUUGAAGCUAAAAAACGAGAAUUAAAAAUUAAACCUGCUUUUAUAGAAAGAGGAGAACCAUCAUUUAUUUACGACUCCCGUUGGGAGACUAUAACGAAAACGACCACCGGCACAAUACAGGACUUUACGGUCAGUUAUCAAAGUUUGUUGCCAUCUACUGCCUAUACAUUCCGUGUUAUUGCAUAUAAUCGUUAUGGAAUAUCAUUCCCCGUCUACUCUAAGGAUUCCAUAUUAACGCCAUCCAAAUUACAUUUGGAAUAUGGUUAUCUGCAGCAUAAACCUUUCUACAGACAGACAUGGUUUAUGGUUGCUCUAGCUGCCACAUCUAUUGUUAUAAUCAUUAUGGUUAUAUCGGUAUUAUGUGUUAAGAGCAAAAGUUAUAAAUAUAAACAAGAAGCUCAAAAAACUUUAGAAGAAUCUAUGGCCAUGUCAAUUGAUGAGCGUCAGGAGUUAGCUUUAGAAUUAUAUAGAUCAAGGCAUGGUGUAGGUACUGGUACUUUAAAUAGUGUGGGUACUUUAAGCAGAGGUACUUUGGGUACAAUGGGACGUAAGGCAAAUAAUCGUCCGCCACCUAAUAUACAAUUGGGUAAAAGUCCUCCACGACCUUCACCUGCCUCAGUAGCCUAUCAUAGCGAUGAAGAGAGUCUAAAAUGUUAUGAUGAAAAUCCUGAUGAUAGCAGUGUUACGGAAAAACCAUCAGAAGUUAGUUCAUCGGAAGCAUCACAGCAUUCGGAAAGUGAGAAUGAAAGCGUACGCUCAGAUCCUCAUUCAUUUGUCAAUCAUUAUGCUAAUGUUAACGAUUCCCUGCGACAGUCGUGGAAGAAACAAAAACCAGUGCGUAAUUAUUCCAGUUACACAGACUCUGAACCUGAAGGUAGUGCAGUGAUGAGUCUCAAUGGUGGUCAAAUUAUUGUUAAUAAUAUGGCCAGAUCGAGAGCACCACUGCCUGGUUUCUCAUCUUUUGUCUGACAAUCUACAGAGUUUUAAGUGUAAACAUACGUACAUAUAAAGAUGAUAUAUAUGUACGUAUAUUUUGUUAUCGAUUAAAUUUUUUUUCUAAAACAAACACACAUACACAUCCAUACAUAAAUUAAUUACAAAUCAUUAAGAGAGAAAACAAAAGCAAAAAUCAUAUUCUAUUUGUAAGUGAAAAAAAUUAAAUGAAAUUGUCUGCCUAUUUAUUUUUAGUGUUUAAUUAGUAUUUAAUCUAAGAGAUCUAACGAAAUUAUUAGUUUUAUCUAUAAGUAACAAACAAAAACGAUAAACUGAUUAAAUAUGUAGUAUACAUUAAAGUAUAUGUAUGUAAUAAUUAUAGUACCAGAUAAUAGCAUUCAUCUACUUAUUUUCCAUUCUUUUUUUAAAUUAAUUUUAUUAAAUGUUUUUAUAAGUUCUCUUUUUGUAUAACUAUGUAGGUACAUACAUGUGUAAUUAUAGUUUAAAUUUUAAGUAAACCGUACUAUGACAAAGUUCAAAUUUGAAAAUUUUUAAAAGCUAUUGUAAAUGAAUCAGAUAAUGAAUACUCUUCUAUAAGAUUAUUUAUUAAAAACUAAGCUUCAUUUAAUAGCUUUUAAAAGUGAAAGACAAAACUUUUAUCGCUUAAUUGUAUUAUAUAUUUAUGAUAUAAAAAUACGUACGUUUAAAUUGACCUAUUUAGAAAUGUGUUCAUAUUACCCCUAAUCGACCCUAACUAAAUUAGUUUAGAGAAAAUGUAACAUUUUAACAUGGAUGCAAAUUUGUAAAGUAUAAUUCUAGGUAAUUAAAAUUUUAAUUUUAUUAGAAUUCUGUUAUUUUUUUUUUUUU